CUCUCUCUCUCUAGCCCCCACCAUCAUAGGAUGCACGAAACUGAUGGCAAGGGAUGCCUCAAUUAAUGAGCAGUCCUUCCCUUGCAUUUGCUGCUACACCGUAGCAGGAAUUCCCAUAGAUUGAGACAAAGAAAUCAUAGGCAGGGAAGGAGGAGGAAGUGGAGCGGGAACAAGCAAAAGCGAAGGUGAAGGGAUUAAAGGAUCGGAACGCUGGAGAGGGCGGGGAAGAUGGGGCGAGGGAAGAUCGAGAUCAAGAGGAUCGAGAACACGACCAGCCGGCAGGUGACCUUCUGCAAGCGCCGCAACGGCCUUCUCAAGAAGGCCUACGAAUUGUCCGUCUUGUGCGACGCCGAGGUCGCCCUCGUCGUCUUCUCCAGCCGCGGCCGCCUCUUCGAGUACGCCAACAACAGUGUGAAAGCAACUAUUGAAAGGUAUAAGAAAGCAUGCAGUGAUACUGCCGGCACCGGAUCUGUCCCGCAACUUAAUGCUCAGCACUACCAGCAAGAAUCAGCAAAACUCCAACAGCAAAUCAACCACAUACAAAGCACCAACAGGAGUUUGAUGGGUGAGGGUCUCAGCUCCAUGAGCCUCAGAGACAUGAAGCAACUCGAGAAUAAAUUGGAGAAAGGCAUAAGCAAAAUAAGAACCAAAAAGAACGAGCUGUUGAAUGCUGAAAUCGAGUACAUGCAGAAAAGGGAGAUGGAGCUGCAAAAUGACAAUGUCUUCCUAAGGAACAAGAUAACAGAGAAUGAGAGAGCCCAACAACAGAUGAACAGUCUGCCUUCAGCAAGUGAGUACGAGAUCUUGACACCAUUUGAUUCAAGGAACUUCCUGCAAGUUCUGCAACCCGCUCAGCAUUAUUCCCAGCACCAGCAAGCAGGCCUCCAACUUGGAUGAAAUGGUGUCUACUCGGUGCUUUUGCAAAUGGUUCUGUAGACAAUCGAGCUUAGUUCCUGCGGGAAGCACUCGGUAAGUAACAUUCUGAAAUCCGAGUCUCUGGAUUUCUCUGAACUUGUUAUCUAAAUGAUCAUCUAGGUCUAAUGUUGGCAGACUUUAGGACAAGCAUUUCCUCUUUUAUUGCAUGGACUAACAGUCUUGUAAGAUUGUGCUCGUGUCCUUAAUAGCCAUUACCUUGUUGCUAGUUUUA
This is a messenger RNA of Musa acuminata subsp. malaccensis (wild Malaysian banana), 1147 nucleotides long. Its product is annotated as MADS-box transcription factor 3-like. Gene Ontology annotation, cellular component: nucleus. Gene Ontology annotation, biological process: positive regulation of transcription by RNA polymerase II. The record is from RefSeq and is a predicted model, not a curated record. Lineage: Eukaryota; Viridiplantae; Streptophyta; Magnoliopsida; Zingiberales; Musaceae. Gene Ontology annotation, molecular function: RNA polymerase II cis-regulatory region sequence-specific DNA binding; protein dimerization activity; DNA-binding transcription factor activity, RNA polymerase II-specific.